AUGGAUGACGAACACCCUGGCAACAUCCGAGACCUCAACAGGGGUCUGGAGUCUAGACCUCCUAUCAGCAUUUCUCCAGAAACCCGGCGAAAUCAAGUUCCCGACGUUACGGAACUCGUCGAAUUCACGGGAAAACUUACUAUUCAGCUUUUCAGCGAUCUCAACGAAUUCUUCGUUCAUGUUUCUAUGUCCGGGGACUUUGUGGAUAAUGCUUCCUUGGAAUCAGCACAAUUGGAGGACAGGCCUGAAGGGCUAGAUGCCAUCGUCCCCCCUCAUUGUCAAUAUGGUGAAAGAUCUUCUGACGGCGACCCCCUAGCAGAUAUUCUCUAUGGUAUGAUUUGGAGGAUGCAGACCAUAGACCACAUGCAGGCGGCUUGUUAUGACUGUAUACAGAUUCGCAUUCUGCCGGGUAUGGUAAUGAAUGUCCGGCUAGCCCCGCCUGUGUGGGAAAGAUUGCACCUCGACGAGUUACGAACGGCUUGUGUUUAUGUGAAUUCGAGUCUGCACGUAAAACCAGGAGAGUCCUUUCACGAGCGGGUGAUAUCAGAGCCUUGA
Sodiomyces alkalinus F11 is the source of this 555-nucleotide messenger RNA. RefSeq lists its product as hypothetical. The transcript is spliced from 6 exons. The coding region runs from base 1 to 555 and encodes 184 amino acids. The record is from RefSeq and is a predicted model, not a curated record. NCBI's taxonomy places the organism in Eukaryota, Fungi, Ascomycota, Sordariomycetes, Glomerellales, Plectosphaerellaceae.